UGGUUUAUUAUUUUAUCGUUCUUCUACACAAACAUAUUAAUACUCCUCCGUCCUCUAAUCCCAUCGCGAAGCCGCCAGAUCCCUUCCCCUUCAUUUGAACCGGCAAUCCAAGGGCGCGCUCUGCCACUGCACAAGGACAACCCAGUAGAGGCAUGCCGACCGCCACCUAAGCUUAUAUAUAUACCUGCUGCCCUAUUCCCCCCACUCGUAUCCCGCUGGCUUCUGAAUCACAAUGACUGCUUUCCACCCCUUUGAAGUCACUGCCCCCCAUCUCGCAUACACUUUCCUCGGCGGCUUUGUGGUCAUCUUUGGCAUGGUCAGUUUGUUUGUCAAGGAGAAGCUCUAUGUCGGCGAAGCACCUAUAGCGACUGUAGUCGGUAUCAUUAUUGGUCCCCAUUGCCUCAAUUUUUUCAAUCCUGCAGGAUGGGGUAGCGGUACUCAGGAGGUCGCGAAUGACAUUACAUUGGAAUUCACUCGCGUUGUCAUUGCUAUAUCCGUGUUUGCCGUCGGCGUUGAAUUGCCCAAGGCGUACAUGAAGCGGCACUGGCGAUCGCUCUUCUUCCUUCUGGGCCCGUGCAUGGUGUGGGGAUGGAUGGUCUCCGCUCUCCUCAUCUGGGGCCUGAUACCGGACCUAACAUUUCUCGCCUCGCUCGUGGUUGCGGCGGGCGUCACCCCUACAGAUCCCAUCUUGGCCCAGGCAGUCAUCGGAGGCAAGUUCGCCGACAAACACGUUCCCGCCCACAUCCGCCACCUCCUCUCCGCAGAAAGUGGAAGUAACGACGGGGCCGCCUUUCCCUUCCUGUACAUCGCUCUCUACCUCCUACUCGAUGCAAGCCCAGGCCAUGCCGUCGGAGAAUGGUUCUACAUGACUUGGGCCUACGAGAUUAUUCUUGGUAUUGUCAUCGGGGCCAUCCUGGGAUUUUGCGCGCGCAAGUUCAUGAAAUUCGCAGAGCGCAAACGUCUCGUUGAUAGGCAGUCUUACGUCGCCCAGUAUGUCAGUCUGGCAGUGCUGUCCAUUGGCGUUACAAGUUUGCUCGGCAGUGACGAUUUGCUUUCUGCUUUCGCUUGCGGUUGUGCUUUUGCAUGGGACGGUUUCUUCAACAAAGCUACGGAGGACGCGGUGUUCUCGAACGUUAUUGAUCUCCUUUUCAAUUGCGCCGCCUUCAUCUAUAUCGGCGCUAUCAUUCCUUUCAAUCAUUUUAACGAUCUGCCCGAUCUCCGAGUAUGGCGAUUGGUUGUGUUAGCUAUCCUCGUCCUUCUAGUUCGUCGUCUGCCUUCUAUAAUAGUAUGUUACAAGUUCAUUCCCGAUAUCAAAACGUUCAGAGAAGCUCUUUUUACGGGAUGGUUCGGGCCUAUGGGUGUCGGUGCUGUAUUCAUCUCCACGCUUGCUCGGUCGUCUUUGCCAGAGGGGGAGCCUGAGCAGAAUACAGAAGCAGUUGACCGCCUAAAAGACGUCAUCAUGCCCGUCACCUUAUUUCUUGUGUUGUCUUCGAUCGUAACUCACGGCAUGUCAAUUCCAUUUUUCUCUCUUGGUCGACGGGUCCAUUCCAUUACUUAUACUCGAUCACGAAAUCUUUCCAUGGACACGCGGGGCGACGAGCCUGCCUGGACAACUCAUGCUCGGCGUAUUAUUCCAGGCCAGGAGAUCAUUGUCAAUCGUGAUGACGACGAAGAAGGCGAUUUAGGUGUCAGACGGAGGGACACACUCACCAGCGAUUCAAAUGGUCGUAUCACGGAAAAGAUUGAGGAAGAAGAUAGCGGAGAAAGCGGAGAAAGUAGCUCAUCCCGAACAAGGCAGGGGGAAAUGAUUGAAAUGAUAGAAAAACGUGGUUCGUCUCGUCAUGGUAGCCAGGCCAGCCAGGGCGAAGCGGCGGAGGAAGGAGAGAGGUGGAGAAGUUCGAGAGGAGGAAGCCCUGAUCUCGCAAAUGACCCUGAGACACAGAGAGAGAUUGAAGAGGGAAGAGAAGAGAUCGAAGAUAAGGAAGGAGCUGGUAGAAGAACGCCUCCGCUGGCCAAAUACAGAGAAGGAAACCACCUCAUUGUGGAGAGGAAAAUCAGGGACAGUGACGAGGUUGAAGUCGAGGUCAUCCGAAAUCAUUUCGCCGAAAAUAAGAAAACGGAGAGUGACCGCUUCAAUCAUCCCCAUCGCCUCAAGUCACGAGAGCUUGACGACUUGCUUCAUCACCUGCCCAAAAGCCUCGAGCAUGCUACUUCACGGGUUCAGGAUGGCGGCAAAGAUGCAGUUGAUCGUCUCGGUCUGGGGCUGAUGGGAAUUAGAACUCCGGAACCGUCACCCCCAAUUGAAUCGCACGGCGACUCAAGACAUGAUCAUGGCUAUGGCUUGGAGAGGACGCAGAGUCCAGAGGGUCUUGCAGGGGAGGGCAGGGAUACCGAGGGCGGGGGCGAUGUGUCCCACGGGAGUGAUUAUGAAGAGGACGAGGCCAACUAUGAGGAUGUCCCGGACGAGACUCCCCGGCAAAGGAGGAAGAGAAUGAAACCACCAGCAAUUGUCGUCUCUCGGCAGAACAGCGCUGGGCCUCCAAAACGAUCCAUCCGCUCCAGGCUGUUUGGCCGACGACAACAUUCUUCCAAUUCGCCUUCCCGUGCCGAAGAAGGCUUGGCCCCUCCCAAUCAUUCCCUUCUCGCUCCAUCCUCAUCCCGUUCGCGUCCUCGGAACAUUGCUGCAGAACCGGAGUCCAUACUGGCAGAGGAUUCGCGCGGAGUAUCCUCACCUUCCCAACCGCAAAAUCUUGCGAUCCCUCUCACAAGGACCCUUUCAGCUAGCCGAUCGUCGCCUGCGGUACGCUUCGCCGAUGAUGCCAGUCCUUCGUCCGAGACAGCGCCUGGCCAGUCAAAUUAUGGCUCCAACGCUCCAGGUUUCAAGAAGAAUCCCGCUUUAGCCAUGUAUCGGUCGGCCAGUGUACAAAGUACAGGGUCCAACAAGGAUGGGCCUAGCGUCUCUUUCAAAGAACCUGAAAUCAAGCGUUAAGAUGGCAGGUUGGAAUCGUAGUUUUGUGUAACGACAGCAUUUGCAUUGACUUUGAAGCAUUUACCGUUUUUGUAUCUAAGGAGUUGAUUUGUCAUGUUCUCAUCUCUUGCAAGUGUUUCCGUUGAUCCAAUGCAUUUUAAUAACU
This is a messenger RNA of Cryptococcus deneoformans JEC21, 3134 nucleotides long. Its product is annotated as Na+/H+ exchanger AnNHA1, putative. Gene Ontology annotation, molecular function: sodium:proton antiporter activity. Gene Ontology annotation, biological process: proton export across plasma membrane; intracellular potassium ion homeostasis; regulation of membrane potential. Lineage: Eukaryota; Fungi; Basidiomycota; Tremellomycetes; Tremellales; Cryptococcaceae. The record is from RefSeq and is a predicted model, not a curated record. The transcript is spliced from 9 exons. Bases 233 to 2989 code for a protein of 918 amino acids. Gene Ontology annotation, cellular component: plasma membrane.